Molecule: messenger RNA, 4006 nt
Organism: Agelaius phoeniceus (red-winged blackbird)
Lineage: Eukaryota; Metazoa; Chordata; Aves; Passeriformes; Icteridae
Source: RefSeq, a predicted model, not a curated record
UGAGCGGGGCGGCGGCGGGGGCUGGCGGCGCUCGCCUCGCCUCCCCUCCCCGCGGGGUGCGGGGUAGCUUUCCGCGCGGCCGCCAGGCUUCACCAUGCUGCGGGGCUAGAGCCGCCGAGGCGCCGCCGCAGCGCAGCGGGGUAAUAAUGUUAACAGAGACCAGUCUUUCCAUAUGGGGAUGGGGAAGUCUUGGCCUUGUGCUUUUUCUAGUAACUUUUGGACCCUUCGCUAUAUUUUACUUUGCAUUUUAUAUCCUCUGCUUUGUGGGUGGGGGUUUUGUGGUUACUCUUUUAUUUGGAAAAAGCAAUUCAGAAAAAUACCUUGAGCAGUGUGAACAUUCAUUUCUCCCUUGUACAUCGGUUGGGAUCCCUAAGUGCAUAGAAGAAAUGAAACGUGAAGCCAGACCUAUUAAGAUUGACAGAAGACUGACAGGUGCAAAUAUAAUUGAUGAGCCUUUACAACAGGUAAUCCAGUUUUCCCUGAGAGACUAUGUGCAGUAUUGGUAUUACACACUAAGUGAUGAUGAAUCCUUUCUUCUGGAAAUUAGGCAGGCUCUUCAGUAUGCACUUGUUCAGUUUUCUGCCAGGUCAAAGGAAACAGACUGGCAGCCUUAUUUCACUACACGACUUGUUGAUGACUUUGGCACUCAUCUUCGAGUUUUCAGAAAAGCUCAGCAAAGGAUAGCAGAGAAAGGCAAUCAGAUGAAAGAUCAAGCUGAGGAACUUGUAGAUACAUUCUUUGAGGUUGAAGUUGAAAUGGAAAAAGAAGUCUGUCGUGAUCUAGUCUGCACUUCUCCCAAAGAUGAAGAAGGAUUCCUAAGGGAUCUGUGUGAGGUUUUACUGUAUAUAUUGCUACCUCCUGGAGACUUCCAGAACAAGAUCAUGCGAUACUUUGUCAGGGAAAUCCUCUCCCGAGGAAUUCUUCUUCCGUUAAUAAACCAGCUCAGUGAUCCUGAUUAUAUUAAUCAGUAUGUCAUAUGGAUGAUUCGUGAUUCCAACUGUAACUAUGAGGCCUUUAUGAAUAUUAUUAAAUUAAGUGAUAAUAUAGGCGAGUUGGAAGCUGUGAAAGAUAAAGCAAGUGAAGAAUUGCAAUAUCUUCGAUCUCUAGAUACAGCAGGAGAUGAUAUCAACACCAUAAAAAAUCAAAUAAACAGUUUAUUAUAUGUUAUUAAAGUAUGUGAUUCAAGAAUUCAGAGGUUGCAGUCAGGAAAAGAAAUAGAUACUGUGAAACUGGCAGCAAACUUUGGAAAACUUUGCACAGUCCCUCUGGACCAUAUUCUGGUAGACAAUGUUGCACUACAGUUUUUUAUGGAUUACAUGCAGCAAACUGGUGGCCAAGCACAUCUGUUUUUCUGGAUGACAGUGGAAGGAUACAGGGUUACAGCACAGCAACAACUGGAGGUACUUCAAAGUCGGCAGAAAGAUGGAAAACAUCAGACUAAUCAGACCAAGGGUCUAUUAAGAGCAGCUGCAUUUGGAGUUUAUGAGCAAUAUUUAUCAGAAAAGGCAUCUCCAAGAGUUACUAUUGAUGACAACUUAGUAGCAAAACUUGCAGAAACACUGAACCAUGAGGAUCCAACACCUGAAAUCUUUGAUGACAUUCAGAGAAAGGUGUAUGAGUUGAUGCUGCGAGAUGAGAGGUUCUACCCUUCGUUCAAGCAGAACGUGUUGUAUGUGCGUAUGUUAGCUGAGCUGGACAUGCUGAAGGAUCCCAGUUUCAGAGGAUCAGAUGAUGGUGAAGGAGAAUCUUUUAAUGGGUCUCCUACUAGCAGCAUAAAUCUGUCCUUAGAUGACCUUUCAAAUGUCCCCACUGAUGAGACUGUUCAGCUCCAUGCAUACAUCUCAGAUACUGUCUAUGCUGACUCUGACCCAUAUGCUGUGGCAGGAGUGUGCAAUGACCACGGCAAGACGUACGCCCUGUACGCCAUCACCGUCCACCGGCGAAAUGCCAACAGUGAGGAGAUGUGGAAGACAUACCGGCGCUACAGCGACUUCCAUGACUUCCACAUGAGGAUCACUGAGCAGUUUGAAAACCUUGCAAAUAUACUAAAACUUCCUGGCAAAAAAACAUUUAACAAUAUGGACAGAGAGUUUUUGGAAAAGAGGAAAAAAGAUUUAAAUGCUUAUUUGCAGCUCUUGUUAAAUCCUGAAAUGAUGAAAGCUUCUCCAGCUUUAGCCCAUUAUGUGUAUGACUUCCUGGAGAAUAAAGCCUACAGCAAAGGGAAGGGAGAUUUUGCACGGAAGAUGGACACGUUUGUAAAUCCACUGCGUAACUCUAUGAGAAACGUAUCAAAUGCAGUCAAGUCUAUCCCUGACAGCCUGGCAGAGGGAAUGACUAAAAUGUCAGACAACAUGGGUAAAAUGUCAGAGAGAUUGGGACAAGACAUAAAGCAAUCAUUUUUCAAGGUGCCACCUCUGAUGCAGAAAACCUAUUCAGAUCCUGACCAUUGCCGUGUUGCAGCACCAAUUGAUGACAACGUGGAUGACAAUAUUCCGCUGAGAGUAAUGCUCCUGCUUAUGGAUGAAGUCUUUGAUUUAAAAGAGAGAAAUCAGUGGUUAAGAAGAAAUAUAAAAAAUCUGCUUCAGCAACUUAUUAGAGCAACAUAUGGUGACACAAUUAAUAGAAAAAUAGUUGAUCACGUUGAUUGGAUGACAUCUCCCGAGCAAGUAGCAGAUGCAGUGAAACGCUUCAGAGACGCUUUUUGGCCCAACGGUAUUUUAGCAGAAAGUGUUCCACGAAGGGACAAAGCUAUUAGAAUGAGAACAAGAGUGGCAGGGAAAACCAAAUUGCUGGAGGUAAUGCCAGAUGAACUGAAGCACAUCAUAGGUGCUGAGACUACACGGAAGGGCAUUCUUCGGGUCUUCGAAAUGUUCCAGCAUAGUCAGCUGAAUAAGAGAAUGGUGUAUGUGUUUCUGGAGAGAUUCCUAGAAACCUUAUUUCCACAAAAUAAGUUCCCUGAGCUGUUCCACAAACUGCAUUCAAGGUCAAAGCAAAUGCAGAGAUAUAAGCAGAGACUACACUCUACUCAAGCGCCUUCCUUACAGAAAAGAAUGUGGCUUCCUAAUUCAGUGGUGCCUGUUGGCUGGCAAGAACCAUCAGAAAUGAGCACUUUUUAUUAAAGCAAGUUUGUAUGUAUCUUUCUUUAAAAGGUUUUCCUGUCGACAAUUUGAAGUACCCACGCUGUGAACCCAUGCAGCCUAUUAUCCUAGGAAGUCUCCAAAACUGAAUGUUAAUAUACAGCACUGAAGUGUCUGGGUGUAUCUUCUGGCCUUUAGGUGCUGUGACUGGCCGCUGAAAAUAGUGCCACUAUCAACAAAUGCACUUGUUUUAGCCUUAAUUAUUUUUAAGAGAAAAUAAGCAAUUGAAUUUUUCAUUUGGUUCAUCCUCAAGCUUGUGCUGCUGGUGUUUGCUAGAACUAAACAGUUAAUUUUAAGUGCUACCAGAAUGUGUACCAAAAUGAAACUAUAUAAAUUCCACAAUCUAAAUUUUAAUUUUGUGCAAUAUUUUCAUUUAAUGCAUGUGUAUUUGAAUAGCUGUAAAAUAAAUGAAUUUUUAAUGUUCUGAAGUCUAGGUUAAAAAUGUCUUCUCAGGUGAACAAUUCUGCAUUCUGUUGUUACUUUAGUUUAUUUAAGGACUUGUUUUAAAAGUCUUACUUGUUACUCCUUUGUUAAUUCCUUUGUUCUCAAUGAUCCUUGCUCUCCUGAGCAAAGCUCAUGUAUUACAAGGGAAGAAUCUGAAGAACACAUCUCAUGAACUCAUAGAGCUGUUAUAAAUUACUUGUGCAUAUCAUUGUACAGUAAGUGUCAGCUGUGUGCCUAAUUGUUCUAUUGAUGCUUUUCCCCUCCCCUCCCCCUCCUCUUGUUUCUGUAACAAAGAAUGAACAUGAAAUGGACUGCCAUGGUCACUUCUACUGAAUGGCAGAGGACUCUGAAUUUUUUUUGGAGUUUGCAUUUAUGUUCUGUCCAAUAGAAAGCUAAAAGAUUACACUAAUAAAGUAUUAACAGGA